Cuculus canorus (common cuckoo) is the source of this 4740-nucleotide messenger RNA. It is a transcript of the gene KLHL23, whose product is annotated as kelch like family member 23. NCBI's taxonomy places the organism in Eukaryota, Metazoa, Chordata, Aves, Cuculiformes, Cuculidae. The coding region runs from base 824 to 2494 and encodes 556 amino acids. The record is from RefSeq and is a predicted model, not a curated record. The transcript is spliced from 3 exons. Gene Ontology annotation, molecular function: protein binding.
UCUUUGAUGUGUGUAGAGCGGGACCUCUCAUGAUUUCUCCUUUCGGGCAUUUCUGGCGCUUGGCUAAUAAUAACAAACACGCUCUCCAGUGGAGAAAGCGCUGCCAGGCCUUUCAAUCCCGGAGAGCUCUGGCAGGGCAGAAGGAGCCUGUCUGCUGUAUCCAAAGGAUCCAAACCCCGCUGCAGGUGGAGGAGAGAGCACAGCUACUUCAAAAGGUCGCUAUUGCAAGAAAUGUUUUGUUAGCAGAGGAUAAAAAAGCCGGCUUAAAUUGUGAACCGCGCUUUCAGAAGUGGUAAAAGCUAAAAUAAUUUUGUCCAUGAAUAAGUCGCUUACAGCUGGAUUCUGUCAGCGCAGUUUGUGACUGCCCCUUGCACCCGGCAGGCUCAGGUGUUGGAGGAGAGCUCUGCCGCCCUUCUCUCCCGGGGGAAUCGCUGGAGCUUGCUGCCCUUCCAAGCCUGGAGAGCGGCCGCUGUCGGUGGCCGGCGGUCCCCGCUGCUUUGUGGCGCGGCACGGAGCCGCCCCAGCAGCUGCUCCUGGCCCUGCCGGGGACAACAGCGACCGAGGUCACCGCGGCGGGGGGAGCAGCAGCCGGUGCAGCUCCGCAGUCCCUGCCUGGGGGUGGGGAGCAGCAGCAGCCGGUGCGGCCCCGCAGCCCCUGCCCGGGGAAAGCAGCAGCAGCAGCAGCCGGUGCGGCCCCGCAGCCCCUGCCCGGGGGAAAAGCAGCAGCAGCCGGUGCGGCCCCGCAGCCCCUGCCCGGGGGGAACAGCAGCAGCAGCCGCCGGUUGCCGAGCCGGUGCCGGGGCGGGGCGCGGACAAAGCGGCGAUGGCCGGGCAGGAGGAGCACGCGUUCCUGUACCGGGACGCGGCUCAUCCCGCGGGGUUCCUGGAGGCGUUCGGCGCGUUCUACCGAGACGGGCUGUUCACCGACAUCGCCCUGCAGUGCGCCUCGGGUGCUGUUUUCCGCUGCCACCGCGCCGCCCUGGCCGCCUGCAGCAGCUACUUCAGAGCCAUGUUCACGGCCGAUAUGAAAGAGAAAUCGAAAAACCAGAUCAGGCUCCCGGGGCUGAGCCGCGCCGUGCUGGAAGCCCUCGUGAAUUAUGCGUACACGUCGCAGAUCCGGAUAACAAAGAGAAACGUCCAGAGCCUGCUCCAGGCUGCAGACCUCCUGCAGUUCGUGUCGGUGAAGAAAGCCUGCGAGCGGUUCCUGGUGAGGCACCUGGACACUGACAACUGCCUAGGGAUGCACUCCUUCGCCGAGUAUCACGGUUGCUCGGAGCUAGAAAAAGAGUCCAGGAGGAUAUUGUUAGGGCAGUUUGAAGAAGUGUGGAAGCAGGAAGAAUUUCUGGACCUUGGCAAGGAGAAGCUCUCUUACAUUCUCUCCAGAGAGAAUCUCAAUGUUUGGAAAGAAGAGGCAGCCAUUGAAGCUGUCGUGAAGUGGGUUGCACACAACGUGGAAGAAAGGAUUGAAGACGUCUAUGAACUGCUGAGCUGCGUCAAAGUAGACUUAGAUACUGUGUAUUUGCAGUCAGCUUUAAGCCUACAAAAAAGAAGCAAACUUAAUGACAGUAAGAUAAAGUCACUUAUAUACAAUGCUCUGAACCCCAACCCCAAAGUCCCUUCCAGAAGACCCACGGCAGCCAUGUAUGUGAUCGGGGGAUAUUACUGGCAUCCCUUAUCAGACGUGCAUGUUUGGGACCCUUUAACCAACGUGUGGGUCCAGGGAACAGAGAUGCCAGAUCACACCAGAGAGAGCUAUGGGGUCGCCAGCUUGGGACCAGACGUGUAUGUGACGGGAGGUUAUAGAACGGAGAGCAUCGAAGCUCUUGACACUGUGUGGAUAUAUAACAGUGAGAGAGAUGAGUGGUCAGAAGGCUGCCCCAUGCUGGACGCAAGGUAUUACCACUGCACAGUUUCUGUCAGUGGCUGCAUCUACGCAUUGGGUGGUUACCGAAAGGGAGCUCCAGUGCAAGAGGCUGAGUUCUAUGAUCCUUUAAAAAAGAAGUGGCUUCCUAUUGCAAACAUGAUCAAAGGUGUUGGAAAUGCCACCGCCUGUGUCCUGCAUGAAGUCAUCUACGUAACCGGAGGUCACUAUGGGUACAGGGGAAGCUGCACCUAUGAUAAAAUCCAGAGAUACCAUUCAGGUAGCAAUGAGUGGAGUAUAGUCACCACAAGUCCACAUCCAGAAUACGGAUUGUGUUCCAUUCCAUUACAAAACAAGAUCUAUUUUGUGGGUGGACAGACCACGAUCACGGACUGCUAUGACCCUGAGCAAAACGAGUGGAGGCAGAUGGCUCACAUGAUGGAGAGAAGGAUGGAGUGUGGUGCGGUGGUUAUGAACGGAUGCAUCUAUGUAACAGGAGGAUAUUCCUAUUCCAAAGGAACCUAUCUGCAGAGUAUAGAGAAAUAUAACCCUGAACUGAACAAAUGGGAAGCAGUAGGUAAUCUGCCCAGCGCUAUGCGCUCACACGGCUGCGUCUGUGUGUAUAACGUGUAAACAUUUCAUUUUCAUAUUGCUGCCACAGCAAACAGCAGAUGCAAUAUUCAUAAUACAACUGAUUACCUCAUGAGUGAGAUGUCUAAUACAAUCUCAUUGGACAUCAUUAAUGGCUAGGUAUAAUUUGAAUUUAUUCUAAAUAAUUCAGAAAUAUAAAUAUGUGUUCCAUAUAUUUUUCAGUCCAAUAUUUCUUUGUCAUGAAAGUUUUCACAUCACUCCCUUGUAAUACUUUGUGCAGAUAUAUAGAAAUUACUGUGAAAACCAGAUUUGUUUUAACUAAUCACUGGGUGUAUUACUGGGCUUAAAAUGAAAUCCUUGAUACAAAAGGUAGCUAUAGAAGUGAUUCAUUGCCACAAGCUAAGUGUAUGGUAUGUAUAGAGAAAUAUUACUGGGUUAUCGCAUUCAGAAAUUAUGGGCAGUUAUAGGAUGCCUCUAAUUUUACCUUCAAAUGCCUCAGCAGUGAAGAGCACAGGCUGGGAAGGAGGGAAGGAACAUCAUGCAGCAGCCCCAGAGCACAAGCUGAAAGUGUGCAUUCAUUUCCUGGAAGGAGAAGACUGCUGGGCAGUUUGAGAAAAGUGCUCACUUUGCCAUUCUCACACUGGAAGGGUCCUUGAGAACUAAAAAAAAAGACCUUGCUUGCAUUUGCAGUCAUUUGGCUGAUGCACAGGUACUGGUGAUUCUUUUUUUUUUUUUUCAAGGAAAAGCCGUACCAUGGUUAACUAUGCUUUUAAAAUCCAAUUUAAGAUGUGUGUCUUUGUGGAAUGGAAGGAGGAAAUGAGAGAGGCUGGAGAGCUGCUGACAUUCCCCCGAGAUACAAACUUCUCUGUUUUGCUUAAUGCCAUUCGGUCUUUUUUGGAGUGCUAAACUGGGAAUUAAGCACAAAUGACAACUGAAGAAACGUCUCAAAAUACAUUAUGCGUAGAAAAAUUGAAUGCUAGGUGGUCCACUGGAUUUAUUUAUUAUUUUUCUCAAAACAUAAUAUGAGAUCUUCAAAUUCUGUCUAGAAAGCAACUUGAGAUAGGCAGGGAGAUCAAUUUUGUCAUCACAUCACUGAGAGUCUCCCGCGGCAGGCUCCCAGCACGGCCUGCCAGUGCCAGCAGAAAGCAGAAUCCAUAGGUAGUAUUUAGGUGGCUGGAGUAUUGACCAUGCCAUGCCCAGCCUUCUCACCAGCCCUUGUUCUGUACGCUGCCACGCAGGUGGUGACGUGAAUGCAUUGGACUGAAUUACAGUUGCAGUGUCAACUUAGGUUUGGUUUUCACCUCACAGUUUGCAUGGGUACUGUAAUGGGGAGCUUUUUAUUGGCUUGGUUCCCUGAGGGAGCAAGGGACAACUUUGUUGUCUUCCUGUGUGUGUCAGCUCCCCUCUGGACUCACUUGUCUAGGUUCAGCCAUGUUCUACAGGGAAGUAUAAGCCUUAAAAUAUGCUUUUUUCUUUCCUCAGGUUUUAUGAAAAUUGUAAAUAGGAUAGAGGGGAGAGAGAAAGAGACUGAAAGGAAGCACAUGAGUUGUAUGCAAAGUACAUGAUGGCAAAGCCUUCCCAGUGCUGAGGAGGUGGCUGUGAGAAGUGUUUCUCCUCCUUCCUGUCUUUGCUGCCCCUCGCUGGGUCCUGUUUCAGCUGCUGUGGGGCCUUGUGGUCUGGUAGCAGCAGUCCAAAUAAAGAAAUGCCUCAGGGGGCAGAGAGGCUCUUUUAACACAGAUCAGUUCCCUGACUAAGCUUAUAAAAUGACAGCAGAAACAGCUGUGAGACACUGGCAUCAGAAGGAGGGACAACACAGGGCUGCUGGGCGUGCGGUGUGAAUUUCCUACACCAGCACUGCCACUAAAAUGAAAUCUUGGGUUUAUUUGGUUUAUCAGAUAUGAUGGAAGUAGCUUUCCAAGCAGGUGAUCCUUGACUUUAUAAUAUUCCUUGAGCAUAAGCAUUUUCAGCAAUUUUGUUCUUUCACAUUUUUGCACCAUUUCUCCCUUGCAUUUGACUGCUGGUAGCAGGCAGUGCUCAGCUCUGAGCUUUGGUGUGAGGUUCUGUGGUCUGUAGAUAGUUAUUGUUUUGAUGUCUUUCUGUGCCACCUUGCUAUGUCAGAAGCUCACCUGUGCGUGGGUUCAGUGUUCUGGUUCAUUAGCCAUCCUGCUGAGAGCUAUUUAAGGAUCCAGUGGAAUUUGUUUAAAGACUCUAAACUAUAAAGAGGUUUGGAGAACUCUGGCACUGUUUGAAAUGUGUGGGCUGGGCAGGUGGACAAAAGAACUGAUUUU